This is a messenger RNA of Microplitis demolitor, 997 nucleotides long. RefSeq names its product zinc finger protein 83. NCBI's taxonomy places the organism in Eukaryota, Metazoa, Arthropoda, Insecta, Hymenoptera, Braconidae. The transcript has 4 exons. The record is from RefSeq and is a predicted model, not a curated record. Bases 335 to 901 code for a protein of 188 amino acids.
GUUUUCGCAUGCUUUGUUUAUCUCGUUAUUAAGAAUGCAUUAAUAAUACUCUAAGUAACAACAAUUGGCAUGUUUUUUCAAAAUAAAAUAAAUAUUCAAAUCUCAUUAAGUAAAAUUGCAUAAUAAAUUUUAAAAAUUAAUGAUUUAUUUUAAAUACCGACACCAUCAAUCAGGUUAUUUAUUGAAGAAGAAAGACAUAAUAUAUACAAUUAUUAUUGGUUAUCAAAUUUUAACAUCAAUUAAAAUUCAUAAUUUUACUUGAUUAAUUCGAUUAUAAGUCAGUAAAAAAAAAAUAGAAUUUAAAUUCUUUGGCCCUUUGGAAAAAAUUCCAGCCAUGAAUUUUAAUUCUUCAUCGAAUAUUCCACACGAGUAUCUCCCUACUGUUGUUCUUGAAAAACUUGAUAUUCCUGAAAAUAGUAUUGUCAUUGUCGCAACUAAUUCUGAGGACAUCGAUGCUGAUGAUCAAAAAAAUUCAGAAUCAAAUCGUAAAGUCUGCUACAAAAUUCGGAGCAUCGAAUACAUUUGCCAGCGCUGCUCUCAAUCAUUUAGCACAGCAGAGUUGCAUCGAAAGCAUAUUUUAUGUCACCAUGCCAAGGAAGAACGCGACAAACCAGCAGAAUGCGACACUGCAUCUAAAGUAUCAGAUUCAAACCAAGUAAUCAAGACCCAGAUAAAUAAACAGCGUCACCAAUGUCAUUGUGAUUACACCCGUAAAUUUUCAUUUACUCCAAGACAUCACAUUCGUUCGCAUACUGGCGACCUGAACAAAUUGAUACAUUCUCAUAAUUACUCGAGUAUUAAAAAAAAUUACAUCCGUCGUUGUGAAAAAUCAUUCUGUCAUAAAUUUUCUAGAUCAAAUAGUCAAAUUAUAUGUCAUGAUAUGAAAUCUUAUGUCCAUUAGAUCUUACAGAAAGCUUGAUUGUUUUAAUAUAUUAGAAAUAUGUAGAUAAAUAUGAUUAAAUGUUGCGAAAAGUCACAUGAAAAGUAAACUUUUUUA